Messenger RNA from Adineta steineri, 2637 nucleotides. The record is from the annotation of a GenBank genome assembly. NCBI's taxonomy places the organism in Eukaryota, Metazoa, Rotifera, Eurotatoria, Adinetida, Adinetidae.
AUGUUUGUUAGUCUGUUUAUGAUGAAUUUAUUUUCGAUUAUAAAUGCAAUAACCUAUUCGAAUACUGAGAAUUAUGAUGCAUAUGGAAUACGCAUAGGUAGUACUGAUCAUUUUGUUGUACUUGCUCAAAAUGAUGCUCUUCGUUAUGUUGUUUCAAUGGCUCCGUAUGGAAAUGAAUAUCAAUGUAGUUAUUAUUAUAACACUUCAAAUGAUUUUGUUAUUAAUAUAGCUGUUGGUCGACGUCAAAAUGCUUCACAACUGUCAUUUGUUUAUUUAUUAACGAAUUCAACAGAUGGUUACUAUCAAAAAAUAGGUUUAUAUACAUUUUCACGUGUAAAUAAUGGAAAUUCAUCAAAUGGAUCGUGCAAUCAACUCGUAAAUAUAAAUGUAGGUACACAUGAAGUAAAAGUAUGGAAUCGUCCACCAUCAGAAAUGUCAACAUUACAAGUUGAUCUUUAUGGAAAAUAUGCAUAUGGUUUUCUUUCAAAAGCUAUUUUUAUUUAUGAUAUUUAUAAUGAUUUUGUACAAGAUUUGUUAUGGAAUGAUAUUUUUUCAUCAAUUAUUGUUGAACCACAUGCAUUAGAUAUUGGUGAAACAAAUAAUGGAAUUUCAAUGGCAAUAAUGGCUGGUUAUUAUCAAUUUGAUAUUGGAAAAACAUUACCAGCUGUAUAUCUUAUUCGUUUAAAUCCUCCUUAUAAUAUGACACUUAUUGAUAAUUAUACAUUUCUUUCUGAUAAUCAAAAAUACAUUCAACAACAUUAUACGUCUACAUAUCAAUUUAAUUAUGUUAUGUCUGUUUCAAUUGAUGAUAGAAAUCAACAAGUUCUUGUUGGUAUACCACAAUUAAGUACAACAUAUCUUUUUUCAUUUAAUAGUACAAGAUUAUUAUUAAUCAAUACAUUUAAUUAUCCAGCACGUUCAAUAACAUGGCUUGAUAAUGAUGGAAUACAAGCAGGCUUUCUUCUUAGUGAUGUAUCUACACUUCCAUGGGCACAAUCUCGAAUACAAAUAGUAAAUAUAUCAUCGAAUGACAUAUUAUAUGCUUAUCCUAAUAAUCAACAAACUAUUGAACAAUGGUCAAGUAUACCACCAAUAUUUAUUCAAUUAAGAAAAACAUACGAUUAUCAAUUAGUUAUACUUACUACGGAUGGAACUGUGCUAUUAGUACCUUCAGCUGAAGCUGGUUAUUAUAUAGAUACGGAUGAUAUUAAUAGCGUACGAAAACUUCCAAAAAUAUGUCCAAGUGGAACUUAUAAAAGUAUUCGAGGUACAACACCGUGCACAAUUUGUCCGACAAAGACUAGAAGUUCUCCACCGAAUCUAUCUUCUAAUUCAUCGAAUAUAAUAUAUCCACCUAUUAAUUGUACGAGCUGUUUAUCGGAUUCUUUCUGUCCUCUUGGUUCAAUAAGUGAUAUCAAUCAAUCAUCUAUUCAAUCGAUUAGUCAAGCUUAUGCAUAUCCUACAUCAUCUGCAAAUCCAUCAUUUGAUGAUAUUCUUAUGCAAAAUACAUUUUAUAUUGAAACAAUAUCUCGACGAUGUGUUCUUAUUUCACCAUUUUUCUGGGCACUCAUGACAUUAUUAGUUGCUUUUAUUAUACUAAUAAUUAUGGGAAUUUUAUAUUGUUCACCAGCAGGAAUGAAAUAUUUUCAUCGUUUUGAAACAGUUUUUCGUCAUUCAGAUCUUAUUGGAAAUGGAGAAUUUUGGUUUGGUGGACUUAUUUCAUUUGCUAUUAUUCUUCUUAUUAUCUAUAGUUUUUGGUUUGCUGCAUUAUUUCUUAGAAAAUAUCCAUUAGAAACAUCGACUGAUGCUACAUUUGCAUGUGAUACAACAUUAAGAAAUGCUCAAUAUAGUUCAUCUUUACAAUUAUUAACAACUAUUAAAACGGAUCAACAAGCACCUAUCUUUGAUAUGCUAGAUAUGCAAGAUUUCACAAUGACUAUUAGUUUUAUACAAACAGGUUAUACGUGUAAUGAUAUUGCUGCUCAGGAAAAUGUUGGUACUUAUUCUGUUUCAUUACCAUAUGGUAAUUGUACUAUACAACCAGAUAAUGCUACAUUAACCGUAGUCUAUCGUGUGCCUUACCAUCAAAUGACUAUACAAAUAAAUUUGACAGGAUUAUACUAUAUUGGCGGUAUUUUAAUAUGUUUAACGGGUCCACGUAUUACAAAUAAUAGUUCAUGGUAUACAGUUCAGGAAAUGAAUUAUUGUCAAUUUUAUUUUACAUCUGAUCAAACGAUUGGUGAAACAACAGAAAUCUAUUUUUCUCUAACUAAAGUUAUUAAUCAAACAGAUUCAUUAGAAUAUAAUGGCUUAUCAAAUUACAGUGCUAUCUGGAUUCCAACAUCUACACAUGGAUCACUCAAUGAUCGUGUAGCUUAUCUACAGGAAGGUGCUUAUCAUCGUUAUUUAUAUACACAACAUACAGUGAUUAUCAAUUUUCAAGAAACACCAUUUUAUGUUAUGAAUGAACAAGAACCAAUUGCACGAACAGCUGAAAUAAUGUUCCAUAAUGUACUUUUUACAACAACUGUUAUCAGUAUUUUUGCUUUGGCUUUUGUUAUUUUUAAACUUAUAUUUAUGCCAGUAGUGAAAUGGAUAUUAAAGAUAAAACAUGUUUAUCUCAAUAUCGUAAAUUAA